AUGAGCAACGCCAAUUCCCAUUCCGACAUUGCUUCAAUCGGUCCGCCACCGCCUUAUGGUGCUCAACUGCCACCGCCCGCAGCGUCAGCAGCAUAUUCUCAUCCGACGCAUCAAGCACACCCGAUGCCGCACCAGCUUCCGUGGUCAACACGAUAUCCACAUCCUCAACCACCACUCAGCGUUCCUCCGGAGGUCCAGGCAACCGGUAUCUACUCGUCUCCCAUGCCGCCGCCAUCAACCCACUUCCGGAAUCACAGCCAAGAUGGAUCAUCACUGCAGCAGAUGCUCGAGCACCCGUAUCAUUCAUCACAGCCACCACCACCACAUCAGCGACUACCAUCCAACUAUCCGCCGACUCCUCCGACACAAUCUCCGCAGCCUUAUGCUGAGCAACAAUACCACCAGCAAUCUUGUAUGAUGCAGCCUCCACCUCAACAGCAACAAAUCCGCUUCAUCGGUCCCUCCGCCAAAUCUUUGCUCUCGAGCAGUAAAGCCAGCAUCUCCUACCUGCCAUCGACUGGACCAAAUGCACAGCCACAACCGUCCUUCGACCUCAAAACCUCCAAGCACACCAAACCGCACAUCACCCUAACUCGCAUUCGCGCUGACGGUGCCUCCGACCAAGCCCUCGCCACUGCAUCAUGGUCGUCCCUCUCCGGUAGCAUGACGUUACAGCUCUGGCCGGCCACUGCGCAGGCGACAGAGCUCAAGCUCUCGACCGAUUGGAACAGUUUGCUGGGUGACAGACGCAUUGAGGGAGUUCUCCCUUGGCACAAUGGACAGGGCCAAAUGAGAUGGGCAGUGGAGGAGAACAGCAUUGGAGUACAUUUGCUGAAAGGAGGUGGUGGAAGCAUUAUGGCCAAGUGGGAUGCGAGCGGAUCUGCAAGUACAAGUGACAGUCAGGCAGUCGGUGGAAGUGAAGGGCAUGGUCGCAGUGGAAGCGGGAGCGGAAUCGGAAUGAGCUCGCUCGGUUUGGGCGAUGGCAGCUCACGCGGUCUGAGGGAGAGCUUGGGCCUUACCUCGUCAGCAUUAUUAGGCACAUCGACCUACUCAGGUAGCAAUGGUGGUGGUGGCAGUGGCGGAUGGAAGGCACAGCUUGGCAUGGCGGAUCCGGUCCUGACAAUAUUGGGAGCGCCACCAGGCGUGAGCAUCAACGAUCAACGAUGGAUAGAAUUCGUGGUUGCGAGUGGCGUUUGCGUGCUGAAAAGGGAGGAGAAGGAUGUCAAGGAUGUACUCAAGGUCUUGGGCAAGAUCAACUACAGAACAACGACCGACCUCAGGCCCAUCAACGUCCCAUUCCAUCCCUCUCCCUCGGUGCAGAGAAAGACCACAACCACAACGACCACCCCACUCCACCUCAACUUCACAUACAUACUCGCAACCCUUCUACCACCUCCCUCUCCAACCUUCACCAUGCUCUUCUUCUCCUUCUUCAAAACCCUAACAAACACGACCCUCACCGUCGAGCUCAAAAACGACAUCUCCAUCCGCGGCACCCUCAAGUCCGUCGACCAGUACCUCAACAUCAAACUCGACGACAUCGUCGUGCUGGACGAACUCAAAUACCCGCACUUGUCGAGUGUGAAGAAUAUUUUCAUACGAGGCAGUGUGGUGCGUUACGUGCAUCUACCCGUGGACAAGGUCGAUCGGGGGCUGUUGGAGGACGCGACGAGGCGGGAGGCUGAGAAUGCGGCGCGGGGGAAGGCUUGA
Molecule: messenger RNA, 1710 nt
Organism: Cyphellophora attinorum
Lineage: Eukaryota; Fungi; Ascomycota; Eurotiomycetes; Chaetothyriales; Cyphellophoraceae
Product: U6 snRNA-associated Sm-like protein LSm2
Exons: 2
Coding region: 1-1710 (569 amino acids)
Biological process (GO): mRNA splicing, via spliceosome
Cellular component (GO): precatalytic spliceosome; U6 snRNP; Lsm1-7-Pat1 complex
Molecular function (GO): RNA binding
Source: RefSeq, a predicted model, not a curated record